Molecule: messenger RNA, 465 nt
Organism: Naumovozyma dairenensis CBS 421
Lineage: Eukaryota; Fungi; Ascomycota; Saccharomycetes; Saccharomycetales; Saccharomycetaceae
Gene: FCY1
Product: cytosine deaminase
Exons: 1
Coding region: 1-465 (154 amino acids)
Cellular component (GO): nucleus; cytoplasm
Molecular function (GO): zinc ion binding; diaminohydroxyphosphoribosylaminopyrimidine deaminase activity
Source: RefSeq, a predicted model, not a curated record
AUGUCAGCUAGUCAAUGGGAUAAGAAAGGUAUGGAUAUUGCCUAUGAAGAAGCUGCCAAAGGUUACGCUGAAGGUGGUGUUCCAAUUGGUGGCUGUUUAAUCAAUAACGAAGAUGGUACCGUCCUUGGUCGUGGUCACAACAUGAGAUUUCAAAAGGGUUCUCCAACUUUACAUGGUGAAAUAUCCACGUUGGAAAAUUGUGGUAGAUUGGCUGGAAAAGUUUAUAAGAAUACCACUAUGUAUACCACUUUGUCUCCUUGUGAUAUGUGUACAGGUGCCAUUAUCAUGUAUGGUAUCCCACGUUGUGUCGUUGGUGAAAAUGUUAACUUCAAGAGUCCAGGUGAAAAACAUUUGGUGGAAAGAAACGUCGAAUUGGUCAUACUUGAAGAUGAAAGAUGUAAAUCUAUCAUGAAGAAAUUCAUCGAGGAAAGACCAGCUGACUGGUUUGAAGAUAUCGGAGAAUAA